CUGCCCAUUGUCAACAACGUCAUAUUUGAGCCACUUAUUCGUCCUUUGUCGGUUAUGUUUAGCGCUUGAAUAUAUUUAAGAUGAGUAGCGUUAAAUCAUUAUUUUUGGCAUAAGCUUAUUUAGUUUUCACUUAGUUUUAACAUGUUAAAUGUUUACAACGAAUGUUCUUUGGCAGUAUAGCGGCAUUUCUCAUAUGACUCCAGAUGGUGGCAGUGUUACACCGAGCAUGCCGAGAUGAAUAACACAAGGAAGAGACGUCCUGCUUUCUGGUCCUGAGUUCAAAUGUACAAGCGGGACAAAUAGCUAAAGCUAUCUAUCUAGGCUCUGUAGUCUGUAAAACUCCAAUAACAUGGAAUUUGACGAGAGCCUCUUAAUCCAACGUACAAACGCUGCAAAGCUAGCUACAGGGGAAGAACACAAGCAGCGGAUGACUCUCCACUGUCAGCAAUGCAACACCGUCCUGGGGGACUCCCUCGGCGUCUGUGGGGAGAUCACAUGUAUGGACGCUAUCGUGUGUAUUAGAGUAACCGAUGAUGUGGUCAUCAGUGAUGCAAUGGAGUCAGGACGUAAAGAUGCAAUGGCUAAUUGCAUCUACAGCUCUCUAAUAUGCCGCGGCUGCCGCUGUGCUGUGGGGAGAAUCGUUCACUCUGCCCCGUCGCGUUUGGCCACUGUUCGCUCCAUGUUCCUCCUCUACAAAGCAAACAUCAGUUGUUACAUCCUUAACUGCUGCUCAAUGGUGAAGGCAUCCACACUUACAUUUGAUCUGAAGCCCCUCAGUGAAAGCAUGAAUAAGGUGAGGCAGCAGUUUGAAGCGCAGUUGGAUCAGAUGUCACGCAUUAAGAGCAGACUGGCUGACAGAAGUGGGACCAGUGAAUUUGUCUAGUAGCACGAACAUGCAAUCUCCACUGUACCUAGUCCUGGGAUUAGGGAUAUGUGUUCUCUCGUAUACUUGUUUGGGUUGUAACUUCAGUGUUUCCAUUCAACUUUUUUUUUUUGAUGAUGCAGGAAUUGCUUUCAACGUCAUUCAUUAGUUAUGAUAUUAUAUGAUUUUUUUUUUUUUUAUUGAAUUAAAUCCAUUUUGGGUUUACAUUUACACCAACAUAUUUUGGACGGACAUACAUUUUUCUUCAAAUAAGACGUGAAGCUAUUCGAUGAAAAGAAACAUUUGUGCAGUUUGGAGCUGUAACCAUUUACAUUGUGUACCUUUUUAGUUUUUGGGAAAAUGUCCUAUCUACACAGAGAUCUCAAAACGACUAAGCUAAAUGUAUAUAUGGCACCAUUACCAUUAGUAUCUUUAUAGAUACCCUGACACAUAGUCAGAACCGCAAGGCCAUGAAAACGGAGCUAAACCAUAUGUAAAAAACUGUCUGAUAAUAAGCUAAAACGUACAAGAACUAUCGUAUCCCUUGUAUCUUAGGCCUCCUGCACACUGGCUGCGUGGCGUGAGCGAGGCGUUUCUGUUGCGUGUCAAUUAUUUUUAUUUAUAUC
Perca flavescens (yellow perch) is the source of this 1488-nucleotide messenger RNA. It is a transcript of the gene oip5, whose product is annotated as opa interacting protein 5. NCBI's taxonomy places the organism in Eukaryota, Metazoa, Chordata, Actinopteri, Perciformes, Percidae. The transcript is spliced from 5 exons. The coding region runs from base 350 to 883 and encodes 177 amino acids. Gene Ontology annotation, biological process: CENP-A containing chromatin assembly; chromosome segregation. The record is from RefSeq and is a predicted model, not a curated record. Gene Ontology annotation, cellular component: chromosome, centromeric region; nucleus; chromatin.